UCCUCGUUUUUACUUUGUGCAAAAGCAGGAAGCACGUCUUUUUCUUCUCUUUAACUCCUGUUCAGUUGUUGCUAAUUGGUGGGUCACCUCUAAUUUAUCAUCUCCUCUUGUUUCUGAUCAAAAGGCUCUGUUUCUUUGCGAUGGAGUGUGGGAUCGCUUUGGUUGGCGAGAACCUUCUUUCUUCUCUCAUUGGGAUGUUAUCCGAGGAGCUGGCCACCCCUAUGCUGCUGGAGUUUGCUCGCAAGGAACAGGUCCGUGCCCAUCUCAAGAAAUGGGAGACCAUUCUCUUCAAGAUUCAGGCAGUUCUCGAAGACGCAGAGGAGAGGCAAUUCACUGAUCGCGUUGUUAAGAUAUGGCUUGACGAGCUCAAAGACUUGGCCUACGAUAUUGAAGAUGUGCUUGAUGACUUUGCCACUGUAGCUAUGCGUCAAAAGUUCAAGGAAGAGAGUCAAACAAUCAUCAGCAAGAUACGAAAAUACGCUUCUUCCCUUUUUGAUCAUUUUACUUUUAAUUAUAAAAUGGCAUCCAAAAUAAAGGAAAUAACUGCUAGAUUGCAAGAUAUUGUCCAACAAAAAGAUGACCUUGGUUUGAUAGAAAGAAUUGAGGGUAGCCGUGAUAGAGUGCUGCGAAGAACGCCCUCUACUUCUUUGGUGAAUGAAUCUCUUGUUUUUGGUAGGGACAGAGAGAAGGACCUUAUUGUUAAUCAACUUCUGAAGGACGAAUCAUGUGAUGGUGGGAUUUCUGUGAUUCCCAUAGUUGGAAUGGCAGGUUUAGGGAAAACUACUCUUGCCCAGCUCGUCUAUAAUGAUGCCAGAGUUGAUAGUUUCUUUGAAUUGAGAGCUUGGGUUUGUGUUUCUGGGGAAUUUGAUGUUGUUCGAGUGAUGAAAACUCUGUUAGAAUCCAUUACUUCAAGGGCUUCGGAUGUUAAUGACUUGAACGAGCUGCAAGUUAGAGCGAAGACGAAACUGUCUAAGAAGAGAUUUCUCAUAGUUCUAGAUGAUGUUUGGAAUGAGAACUAUAACGAUUGGAUGCUUCUUCGUGGUCCUUUUGAAGUAGGUUCUGCGGAAAGUAAAAUCAUCGUUACAACCCGUCAUCAACGAGUUGCAUCAAUAAUGGGAACUGUUUCUGCUUACCAUUUGGAAGAACUGUCAGAUGAUCAGUGUUUGUCUUUGUUCACACAACAUGCUUUAGGGAGUACAAAUUUUGAUAAUCAUCCAAAUUUGGAAGUAAUUGGUGAGGCAAUUGUGAAAAGGUGUAAAGGCUUGCCAUUGGCUGUGAAAACCCUUGCAGGCCUACUGCGCUGCAAGAUAGAUUAUCGUGAAUGGGAAGAUAUACUGAACAGCAUGAUAUGGGAUUUACCAGAAGAAAAUAGUGAGAUUCUGCCGGCCCUGAGGUUGAGCUACCAUUAUCUUCCUUUUCAUUUGAAACAAUGUUUUGCUUAUUGUUCAAUAUUCCCCAAGGACUAUGAGUUUGACAAGAAUGAAUUAGUUCAGUUAUGGAUUGCGGAAGGCUUUAUCCAUCAACCCAAAGGAUUGAAGCAGGUGGAAGACUUAGGUUCUGAGUAUUUUCAUGAUCUAUUAUCGAGGUCUUUUUUUCAACAAUCAAGUGUUAGCAAAUCAUGUUAUAUGAUGCAUGACCUCAUCAAUGAUUUAGCUCAAUAUGUUGCUGGUGAAGUUUGCUUUAAGUUGGAGGACAGGAUUAAUGGCAAUGGGCAAUGCUAUGUUCCCAAGAGGGCUCGCCACUCCUCAUUCAUUCGCCAGAAGUAUGAUGUCGUCGCAAAAUUUGAAUCCUUCAACAAUAUGAAACGCUUAAGAACAUUCGUAGCAUUACCCGUCUUUGUGCCAGAUCCAGAAGUAGAAUGCUAUUUAUCUAAUACAGUGUUCCAAGACCUUCUGCCUAAACUUGGAUGCUUAAGAGUGCUAUCUUUGAGUGGUUAUUGCAUAAGUGAGCUGCCAGAUUCUAUUGGUGAUCUCAAUCACUUACGAUACCUGAAUCUGUCUCGCACUGGAAUUAGAUGCUUACCUGACUCACUGGGUGCUCUCUGCAAUUUACAGACAUUAAACUUGAGGGGGUGUAAAGAACUUGCUAAAUUGCCUCCAGGAAUGGGGAAUCUAAUCAGCCUUCAUUAUCUUGAUAUUGCUGAUACUGAUAAUAUGACGGAAAUGCCACUGAAUAUAGGUAACUUGAUCAAUCUCAAGAAGCUGUCAAAGUUUACUGUGGAGAAAGGCAAUGGGCGUAGGAUAAGAGAGUUGAAAGGCUUGUCUCAUCUUCAAGGGCAGCUUUCUCUAUUUGAGUUGCAAAAUGUGGCAGAGAUUCGAGACGUAAGGGUUGCCAAUCUAAAGGAGAAAUGUGGACUUGAUGAGAUAGCUAUGAAGUGGAGUAAUGCUCCAAAUGAUAUUCAGAGCAAAGUAGAUGAAUUUGAUGUUCUCGACGUCCUAGAACCCCAUCAAAAUCUAAAGAAGCUCAGUAUAUUGUUUUAUAAAGGAUCAAAGUUCCCUUCUUGGAUUGGGAAUCCUUCAUUUGUUAAUGUAGUGAAAGUAAAUCUCUAUGAUUGUUCGAAAAUCACAUCAUUACCAUCACUUGGGAGAUUACCUUCCCUCAAGGACUUGCACAUUGAGAGAAUGAGUGAAGUAAGCCUGGUGGAUUCUGAAUUUUAUGGGACUAAAUAUUCUGAUAAGCUUUUUCCAUCCUUAAAGACUCUAACAUUUGGAGAAAUGUUGAAGUGGGAGAACUGGACUCAACCUCGGGGGUUUGAAGCUGCAGAAAAAAAAUUCCCCCAUCUUCAUGAGCUUGUGUUGCAGAAUUGUCCUAAGUUGGUAGGAGCUGUGCCCAACCUGCUUACUUCCCUUGUAAAGCUUUCCAUUUGUGAAUGUCCUCAGCUGGCAGCCUCAUUUCUGAGCUUCCCAUCUCUUCGUGAAUUGAAUUUAGAACAAUGUAAUGAGCAGUUUCUUCCAAGGUUCGUAGACCUCACUGCUCUCUCUAGGUUGAAAAUUGAGAACAUUUCAAAUCUCUCUUGCUUACCCGAACACUUCACAUGCUUGGUAUCACUUGAAGUUCUUGAAGUUGAAGAUUGUCCUAGACUGACAUUGCUGUGGCAAAAGGGUGCCAGACUAGAAAACCUUUCUUGUUUGAAGCGUUUGGCAAUUAUCAAGUGUCCUCAACUAUGGAGGUUGAUAGAUGAAGAGGAAGAGGAAGAGGAAGAGCUGCCUUCCAGCCUAGAAUAUCUGGAAAUAGAAGAUUGCACUGAACUGGUAAAGCUUCCAAAUGGGCUACAAAAGCUGAGAUCAUUGAAAGAUUUGAGUGUUAAAUGGUGCCCCAAACUAUUGUCUUUUCCAAAUAGAAGUUUGCCAUCUACGCUAAAAAAUCUGGUAAUUUUGGGAUGUCAGUCUUUAAAGUCUUUACCUGAGGGACUGGUGACCGAUGGUGACAGCAUCAUCACUAGAUGUCAUCUUGAAAACUUGGAGAUUCUGGUAUGUCCAUCUCUCAGAUUGUUUCCUACUGGUGAGUUACCAGCUGCCAUUAAGCACCUUGAGAUUUGGGAUUGUGUUCACUUGGAGUGUAUUCCAGAGAGAUUGCUGCAGAAUAGUAGGUCUCUUGAAUUCAUUCGCAUUGGAAACUGCAAAAAUCUGAAAGCCUUACCUUGGUGCCUGUACAGCUUUGAACAUCUCACUGAGUUGCAUGUAACUCAAUGCUCUUCCUUGGAGAACUUCCCAGAAAGUGGGUUGCCCAUCUAUAAACUCAGAACACUCUUGAUCUCCAACUGUGAGAAUCUCAGGUCCUUACCCAAGCAGAUGCAUGACCUCACAUCUCUGCAAUAUCUAACAGUAUUUGGUUGUCCAGGUGUAAAAUUCUUGCCGGAAGCUGGUUUUCCCCCAAACCUGCUAUCACUUUCUAUAUGGGGUUGCAAGCAACUCAAACUACCCUUUGCAAUGUGGCGCCUGCACAAGCUCACUUCUCUUAAAGACUUAAAUGUUGGUGAUUUUGAUUUGCAUAUGAGUUCCUUCCCAGAAGAGUCUACAAUUCCACAAACUCUUCUCCACCUUCGAGUCCAGAGUUUACCUAAUCUGAUAUCUCUAUCCAAGGGGCUCCAGGACCUGGUUUUUCUUGAAGCAUUAGAUGUUUGGGACUGCCCUAAGCUUCAGUACUUGCCGAACGAUGGCCUGCCUGUCAUGCUGGGUGUACUUGAAAUCAGAAAUUGUCCUCUUCUAGAAAAGCAAUGCUUAGAUGAGAAAGGUGCAUAUUGGCCAAUCCUUUCUCACCUUCCUCGUGUGAGGAUAAAUUAUCACGACAUCCGCUGAACGAGCUUAAGCAGAUUGAAUUCUACCAAAAACGAAAUUCUAAUACGUCCUACUGUUGAACCAGCCUCCAAUUUUGACCUGUGAAGCAACCAAUGGCUAUUAUUUGAUUCGACGCGCUGCAAUUAAGCUUUCUUUGCUACAAAGUUCCCUUCUUGGGUAAGGGAAUCCUUCUUUUGCUAAAACAGAGCAGCUAGACCUCUUGGCUGUAUAAAUUGCUUAUCAUUGCCAUCACUCGGGCAUUACUUAGAAAGUUGAAUAUAAGAGGCAUGCAUGCAGUGAAGAAUUUGGGCACUGAAUUUUACGGAGAGGAUUCUUCUUUUGUUUAGGCUUUUCCAUCUUUGGAGUUCUUGAGGUUUGAGAACAAGCCAGAAUGGAAGGAAUGGAUUUCACCUGUUGCUAAUGUAGAAGUUGUCCCUCUUCUUCGUGAGCUUAUACUGCAUGACUAUCCUAACUCCUAAGUUAGCUGGAAAGUUACCAAGAACAUUUUGUUCUCUGGUAAAACUAGAUGUUCAAAAGUUUCCAUGGUUAAUGAAUUCGCCUUUAGGUAUCUCAUGCUUAGGUGAAUUGACUAUUGAAGAAAGUAGUGACGUAAUCCUUAUAAGUAUGGUUGAUCAUCGUUCCAUCACCAAAUUGAAAAUUUAGAGAAUUUCAGACCUUACCUGCUUAACUGAAGAGCUCGCAAAGGCCUUUGUGAAACUUGAAGUUCUAGAGAUUGAGGGUUGCUGUGAACUUACCUGUUUGUGGCGGAAUGGAUCAGAAUUAGAAAACCUGCCUCGGCUAGAGAGUCUAGUAAUAAAGAAUUGUCCCGAGCUUGUAUCCUUGAUCGGAGAAAAGCAAGGGCUAUGCUGCCUCUCAUCUGUUAAAGAUCUCAGGAUUGAAAGCUGCCAAAAUUUGUUUCCCUGCCAGCAACAGGUUUGCCAAAUACACUAAAGUGCCUUACAGUAUGACUGCAAGGCUCUGAGGUCACUGCCUGACACGUUUGGGAUGAAUGGCUGCAACAUCCACUACAGCCUUCUUGAAGAGUUGUAGGAUGUUCUUCUCUGAAAUCCUUCUUAAAAGGCAAGUUGCCCUACACACUCAAAGAGGUUGAGAAUAGAAAACUGCAGAUAUAUACAAUGUCUUCCGGAUGGACUAGUGCGACGUGAUGAAAAUGAG
This is a messenger RNA of Durio zibethinus, 5453 nucleotides long. The record is from RefSeq and is a predicted model, not a curated record. Lineage: Eukaryota; Viridiplantae; Streptophyta; Magnoliopsida; Malvales; Malvaceae.